Porites lobata is the source of this 1017-nucleotide messenger RNA. Lineage: Eukaryota; Metazoa; Cnidaria; Anthozoa; Scleractinia; Poritidae. The record is from the annotation of a GenBank genome assembly.
AUGAAUAACACACAGACCGAUACAACAAGUGAUUUACAGAGAACCGCAAACCUCGUCGUUUAUUUUGCUACAUUUCUUGCGGGUCUCACCGGAAAUCUUCUCGUGGUUUUGAUUAUCGUAAGGCGAAAGACCAAGAAGUCCAUGAACGAUUUCUUCGUUUUGAACUUGAGCGUCUCCGAUCUGUGUCUGAUCCUCUUCUGCUUACCGCCUCUGAUUUACGUACAAUUUAUCGGAUAUGUUGGAUCUCGGUUUUAUUGCAAGUUUGUCUGGCCGAUGGUGACUGUUUCUUACUGCUCUAGUAUUUUUACGAUCACCUCAAUGGCUUGUUAUCGAUGCAGAGUGCUUCUGCACCCUUUUGAGCUUCCACCGCACAGAAAAUACGUCUCAUUGUGGAUUUCAUCAAUUUGGCUUCUCUCGUUUGUAGUAGCCUUACCCCUGAUCAUCGUCUCGGAAUUUCGGGAACAAUUUCACGGGAGCACUUGUUACGAAGAUUGGCCCAACAGCAGUUAUAAGCGAGGUUAUACACUGAGCCUAUUAUUCCUGCAAUACUUGUUACCCUUGCUCACGAUUGCAGUCGCCUACUUACUGAUUGGCAUCGAUCUGUCACGACAAAGGAUUCGACGCGCGUCGAUGACCAGCCGGGGUGAUAUUUCAACAGGAGGUACUAGACAGGAAAACAUCAAAAUUAUGAAGACUUUAGCUGCAAUUGUCAUUCUCUUUGCCUUGUGUAUGUUACCCGUACACCUCGCGUGGAUGCUGCUUGAUUUUGGCGGGAAACGAGAGAAAGAAAUUGCGGAUAUAAUUUUUCACUUCUCCGAUGCCUUGGCAAUUCUACAAAGCUGCCUUAACGCGGUUAUCUACGGAGCUCUAACAAAGCACUUGCGAAACGGCUUUGCAAAGUAUCUUUUUUGGCUGCUCAGCUGUUUUGGAAUCCAAAAAGAUCUAAACCGAGCCGAUUCACAAGGGAGACAAACAAACGAGUCUUUCGCUCACGAAAUGGAUACGUUUUCUUGCUAA